Molecule: messenger RNA, 1973 nt
Organism: Otolemur garnettii (small-eared galago)
Lineage: Eukaryota; Metazoa; Chordata; Mammalia; Primates; Galagidae
Gene: HSBP1
Product: heat shock factor binding protein 1
Exons: 4
Coding region: 174-404 (76 amino acids)
Biological process (GO): cellular heat acclimation
Cellular component (GO): nucleus; cytosol
Molecular function (GO): transcription corepressor activity
Source: RefSeq, a predicted model, not a curated record
GCGAGACCUCGAGGCCCUUCCGGUCCGUGACGUGACUACAGCCCCCACAAUGCCUUGCGGUCCCGCGAGGGACCCGUCUCGUCGCGAGAAGCGGCGGCUGAGGGCGUCUGCGCGGACAAACGGAAGUGUAGGUGACGGUCCGAGACGUCGCCGCCAAGCUGGGAACCGGGGAGAUGGCUGAAACUGACCCCAAGACCGUGCAGAAUCUGGCCUCUGUGGUGCAGACCCUCCUGCAGCAGAUGCAAGAUAAAUUUCAGACCAUGUCUGACCAGAUCAUUGGAAGAAUUGAUGAUAUGAGUAGUCGCAUUGAUGAUCUGGAGAAAAACAUCGCAGACCUCAUGACACAGGCUGGAGUGGAAGAACUGGAAGGUGAAAGCAAGAUACCUGCCACACAAAAGAGUUGAAGGUUACUAAUUUACACUGAAAUCUGGAACACCUUUUUUCCAAGCCAAGAGAAGAUUGAAUGGCUUUUUGCAACUAACUACUAUGUGUAGACAGGUUUUAUAUUAUAAAAUGUGUGUUCUUAUCACAUCUUAUAUGGUUAGUUUUUAGAGUGAUGUACCCCCUAGUUGCUUGAACAUGGUAUCUUCAUAUCUUGGACCUUGGUCAGUUGUGCUAUUAAUUAUUAAACACUAAAACUUUGGCAGUUCCUGCAAAAAAAAAAAUUGUCAAAUUUUUUAGUGUAUUUUUGUGAAGUCAUUUUUUUUCCUGCCACUCCUUUUGUAGUAAUUGCUCUUUGGUAAAAGUUGCUGUGUAAUUUUUUUAUUAAACAGUAAAUCCUUCAGUCAUAGUUAGCCCUGGUAAAGUGAGAUAUUUGUAGAAUUUAGGGUUCUUUGAUUCUCAGCACAAAGUGACCACAGCUAACACAAGACAGUGUGUUGGCAAUACUUUUCAAAUAGCUAAAAACAUUUAAAAAAUAUCUGUCACUGCUUUGUGCCAAAACUCAGAAUUAAUUUCCUGAGGUCAGAUGCUAAAGUCAAUGAAAAGUAAUGACCGCCACUUUCCUGUGUUAGAACUUAGUUAAAAUACAGAAUAUAACAGAAUAGCCUGAUGUCAUGAGGUGUUCAUUUGUUAGAGUUUUGCAUGAGAUUCUGAUACUUCAGUGGAACCCUGCAUUAUUCAUCUAUAAUGGUUAUAAAAAAUCUGGCAGGAUUUUAAAACUAUUACUCCAUCUUUUCUUUGAGUGAAAAAGAGGAAAAAAGCUAAAGAGACAUGUUAAGUCUGUACCAGUGCUUGGCUAAAAUAUGAUGAACGGCUGAUGAAGAGGCUCAGGUUUUUAAGAAGUACUCUUUGACAAACUGUUUCUUACUGAAAUUCUUGCAGAGUCACAAUUUCCUUAUUGAUCAUCGAAGGCAGGGAUAAUGACUCUUGCCACUCAAAAACGCGGUGUCCAGUAUGCCAAGCCUAGAGGUCAAUAUUGACGACCUAGAAGAGGAUCCAUGUGAUUGUCACCACAGAGUGAUUUGAUACAACAAAAACUAGAAAAAUUGUAAAGUUGAGAAAUGGUAUGGUCCUUGAUAGAGGGAAACUCUUGAUGAAAAUAGUAGAUUUUUUUCUAAGUUUCCCAUAUGGCCAGUCUUGAUUAUAUUGCGAAUAUAUGAUAAUAUUAGGAAAUAAUUUGCUCUAUUUAUAAGUUAUAUGAGAAACAAAAAAGACUGAGGUGUUUUUAUAAUAAAAUGAAUUCACUGCUAUUACUACCCAAACCUCCUUUGAUGGGUCCAGUCCUUAUGCUGCAGGGUUUAGCUCCUAAAUGUCCCCCUGAAGCUGACUGUGACCAGACCACCUGAAACCUGAGGGCGGGAUGUAUUGAGAGCCUCAGAAAUGGCAAAUGGAAAUGAUGUUGCUGGUUGUCGUGGUAGGAGAGUCAGGGCAUGAGCAGGAGUUGGCUUCCUGAUAUAACAUUUCAGAGGCAGCCCCCCCCCCAAUCAAAAAUACCUGCUGUGAAUAAAGGUGCCUGAAAUCCUGCUACUGAA